Cladophialophora carrionii CBS 160.54 is the source of this 264-nucleotide messenger RNA. RefSeq lists its product as uncharacterized. The transcript is spliced from 2 exons. Gene Ontology annotation, molecular function: protein heterodimerization activity; chromatin binding. Lineage: Eukaryota; Fungi; Ascomycota; Eurotiomycetes; Chaetothyriales; Herpotrichiellaceae. Gene Ontology annotation, biological process: replication fork processing; resolution of meiotic recombination intermediates. The record is from RefSeq and is a predicted model, not a curated record. Bases 1 to 264 code for a protein of 87 amino acids. Gene Ontology annotation, cellular component: FANCM-MHF complex; Fanconi anaemia nuclear complex.
AUGGUCGAUGAAGAGAGCAUUAACCUUGGAGUCAAUGCAACCCCUCAAUUCAUUGGAAGUUUGAUGGAAUUUGUAUGGGCUCAAAUCGGGAAUACCGCCGUCGAUCUGGAGUCGUUUUCGAAACAUGCGGGAAGGACCUCCAUCAAACCCGCCGACGUCAUGCUUCUUACCAGGCGAAACGAAGGCCUUGAGCAGAUCCUGCGCGAAGAAUUGGAGCGACUGGAGCGAGCAAAAGCCAAGAAAGACGAAAAACAACACAAAUGA